This is a messenger RNA of Ceratitis capitata (Mediterranean fruit fly), 620 nucleotides long. RefSeq names its product APOPT family protein CG14806, mitochondrial (gene Coa8). The transcript is spliced from 2 exons. Gene Ontology annotation, biological process: intrinsic apoptotic signaling pathway. Bases 116 to 613 code for a protein of 165 amino acids. The record is from RefSeq and is a predicted model, not a curated record. Gene Ontology annotation, cellular component: mitochondrion. Lineage: Eukaryota; Metazoa; Arthropoda; Insecta; Diptera; Tephritidae.
GACAUCUCUUUCGCUUGUACAUACAGAUGUUGAAGAAUAUGCAUCAACGAACAAAAACAUAAUAUUGAAUGUUGAUAGUAAUUGACUUUUCCAGAUUGAUUUAUAAAUAUUAAAUAUGCUAUUAAGAAAGGUGAAGACUCCGAUUAGAAAUUUUAGUGACCUCUACUAUAUAUGCAGAUAUGGAUGCACACAGCAUAAUUUGAAAGAAAAACCGGAUCCCACAAAGGUGUCUACAGAUUAUGUUGGACCAGCGGACAAAUUAUCUAACAUAAGAUUAUAUGUUAGACAUGUCGCAAAGAAUGAAACGGAUUUACAAUCUCGACUAAGACAGAAGCAGGAAGAGGUUGAGAAAUGGAAUCAUGAAUUUUGGGCACGCCACAAUGAAAGCUUUUACCUGGAACGAGAAGAUUUUAUCAAAACGUCCAUGGAUGGUGUCAAAAACGACGACUCCGCCGAUAAAAUGAGUGAAUUUUAUAAAUCAUUCUUAGAUAAGAACUGGAAGACCCAUUUCCACUACAACUUUACAUGGUAUUCGAAAAACUUAGAAAUGCUUACUCUAUCAUUUAGAGUUUAUGCUGAAUGGUUAUUAAAAAAACUUAAAAAUAAAGAUUAAUAAAAAC